AAGUGUUGCUCUACAAACAAAAAGAAGAUUAAUCGAGUUUCGAGUUGGGCCACACUGAAAAUUGCAUAAACAAACCUCGUUAUUAGAAGAUUUCCUCAAAAUGUCUUUCAACAUAAUGCAAAAGCUGACACUGCAGUGUCUAAAAGCCGAUCAGCCUCUAAUAACCACCAUCCGCAAUGCCAGUAAGAAAACCGGCGGUAGCACGCGCAACAAAAAGGGACAUGCACGUCCAAAACAUCGUGGCUGGCGGGUCCAGGACGGACACUAUGUCUCCGAAGGCACUCUCCUGGCCACCCAGUUGACCACACGGUUCCACCCGGGUCUUAAUGUGGGCUUUGGCCGUAAUGGAACUCUGUUUGCCAUGGAGCACGGUAAGGUCUAUGUCACCUGCGAACCCAUCGAUCCCAACUGGGACCACAGUUGGGUUCAAAAGAACUAUGCCGGUCGUCAGGACCAGACCAUCUACAAGAAGUUUUUCAAUGUGGUACCCGAAAAGCAGCACCAGCGCUUUCGGUUAGUGGAGGAAAUCUAGUUUUUUGGAAAUACAUUUCUGUAAA
Molecule: messenger RNA, 557 nt
Organism: Drosophila bipectinata
Lineage: Eukaryota; Metazoa; Arthropoda; Insecta; Diptera; Drosophilidae
Gene: mRpL27
Product: mitochondrial ribosomal protein L27
Biological process (GO): translation
Cellular component (GO): ribosome; mitochondrial large ribosomal subunit
Molecular function (GO): structural constituent of ribosome
Source: RefSeq, a predicted model, not a curated record